UCACACGCCUCUCGCGCGGCUCGGAGCCGGAGGGAGCGCUGGGAACUAGCGAGCGAGCGCUUGGAGUCCGGGCCAGCAGAGGGGGCGCCCGGCCGCUGCUUGCACCCGCGCCUCCGCCGCGCUCGGGGGCUCGGAGAGCCGAGAGGGCGAGUCGGUGAGUCCGACAGCCGAGACUGGCAAGCCCCGACUGGGGGAGGGCGCCCGCCCCACUCCGCCGCGCCUGGAACCCGAGCCGGGGAGCGCCCGCCGACCGCCCCACGGGCCGAGAGAGCAGGAACACAAGUCCCCGCAGCCCCAGGGAUGGUCUAGGGGCCGGAGCUCGCCUCCCGCUGCCCAUAGCCCAGGACUGCGAACCGCCGCGGCGGGGGGCUGCGCGCCCGGGCUGCCCAGGCCGGAGAAGUUAGUUGUGCGCGCCGCGGAGUGCGCCGAGCCAGCGAACAGGCGAGGGAGGCUGCAAAGCGCCGGGGCCAUGGGCUGGGGGAACCGCUGUGGCUGCCCGGGACGGCUGGAUCUGCUGUGCUUGCUGGCGCUGCUCGGGGGCUGCCUGCUCCCGGUGUGCCGGACGCGCGUCUACACCAACCACUGGGCAGUCAAAAUUACCGGCGGCUUCCCGGAGGCCAACCGCAUCGCCAGCAAAUACGGAUUCAUCAAUAUAGGACAGAUUGGGGCGCUGAAGGACUACUACCACUUCUACCAUAGCAGGACGAUUAAAAGGUCAGUUCUCUCAAGCAGAGGAACCCACAGUUUCAUUUCAAUGGAACCAAAGGUGGAGUGGAUCCAACAGCAAGUGGUAAAAAAACGGACGAAGAGGGAUUAUGACUUCAACCGUGCCCAGUCUACUUAUUUCAAUGAUCCCAAGUGGCCCAGCAUGUGGUACAUGCACUGCAGUGACAACACGCAUCCCUGCCAAUCAGACAUGAAUAUUGAAGGAGCUUGGAAGAGAGGCUACACGGGCAAGAACAUUGUGGUCACCAUUCUGGACGAUGGCAUUGAGCGAACCCACCCGGAUCUGAUGCAGAACUACGAUGCUCUGGCAAGUUGCGAUGUCAAUGGGAAUGACUUGGAUCCAAUGCCUCGUUAUGAUGCAAGCAAUGAAAACAAGCACGGGACGCGCUGUGCUGGAGAAGUGGCGGCGGCAGCGAACAACUCGCACUGCACAGUUGGAAUUGCUUUCAACGCCAAGAUCGGAGGGGUUCGAAUGCUGGAUGGAGAUGUCACAGACAUGGUUGAAGCCAAAUCGGUUAGCUUUAAUCCUCAGCACGUGCAUAUUUAUAGUGCGAGCUGGGGCCCGGAUGAUGAUGGCAAGACUGUGGAUGGACCCGCUCCACUCACCCGGCAAGCCUUUGAAAAUGGCGUGAGAAUGGGGCGGAGAGGCCUUGGCUCUGUUUUCGUCUGGGCAUCAGGAAAUGGUGGAAGGAGCAAAGACCACUGCUCCUGUGAUGGCUACACCAACAGCAUCUACACCAUCUCCAUCAGCAGCACAGCUGAAAGCGGGAAGAAGCCUUGGUACCUGGAAGAGUGUUCGUCUACCCUGGCCACGACCUACAGCAGUGGAGAAUCCUAUGAUAAGAAAAUAAUUACCACUGAUCUGAGGCAGCGUUGCACAGACAACCACACAGGGACUUCGGCCUCAGCCCCCAUGGCUGCGGGCAUCAUCGCACUGGCCCUGGAAGCCAAUCCGUUUCUGACCUGGCGAGACGUGCAGCAUGUUAUUGUCAGGACUUCCCGUGCAGGACAUUUGAACGCUAAUGACUGGAAAACCAAUGCUGCUGGUUUUAAGGUGAGCCAUCUGUAUGGAUUUGGACUGAUGGAUGCAGAGGCCAUGGUGAUGGAGGCAGAGAAGUGGACCACUGUUCCCCAGCAGCACGUGUGUGUGGAGAGCACCGACCGACAAAUCAAGACAAUUCGGCCAAACAGUGCAGUGCGCUCCAUCUAUAAAGCUUCAGGCUGCUCCAGUAACCCCAACCGCCAUGUCAACUACCUGGAACAUGUGGUUGUGCGCAUAACCAUCACACACCCCAGGAGGGGUGACCUGGCCAUCUACCUGACCUCACCCUCAGGAACCAGGUCCCAGCUCUUGGCCAACAGGCUUUUUGAUCAUUCCAUGGAAGGAUUUAAAAACUGGGAGUUCAUGACCAUUCACUGCUGGGGAGAACGAGCCGCUGGUGACUGGAUCCUUGAAGUUUAUGAUACCCCCUCUCAGCUGAGGAACUUCAAGACACCGGGUAAAUUGAAAGAAUGGUCUCUGGUCCUUUACGGCACCUCCGUGCAGCCAUACUCACCAACCAACGAGUUUCCUAAAGUGGAACGUUUCCGCUACAGCCGCGUUGAAGACCCCACUGAUGACUACGGCACAGAAGAGUACGCAGGUCCCUGUGACCCUGAGUGCAGUGAGGUUGGCUGUGACGGACCAGGACCGGACCAUUGCAAUGACUGUUUGCACUACUACUACAAACUGAAAAACAACACCAGGAUCUGUGUCUCGAGCUGCCCCCCUGGCCACUACCACGCUGACAAGAAGCGAUGCAGAAAGUGUGCCCCCAACUGUGAGUCCUGCUUUGGAAGCCACGGUGACCAGUGCCUGUCCUGUAAAUAUGGAUACUUCCUGAAUGAAGAAACCAACAGCUGUGUGACUCACUGCCCUGAUGGAUCCUAUCAGGAUACCAAGAAAAACCUUUGCCGGAAAUGCAGUGAAAACUGCAAGACAUGCACUGAAUUCCACAACUGUACAGAAUGCAGAGAUGGGUUAAGUCUGCAGGGAUCUCGGUGCUACAUCACCUGUGAGGACGGAUGGUUCUUCAACGGGCAGGACUGCCAGCCCUGCCACCGCUUCUGCGCCACUUGUGCUGGGGCAGGUGCUGACGGCUGCAUUAACUGCACAGAGGGUUACUUCAUGGAGGAGGGGAGAUGCGUGCAGAGCUGUAGUACCAGCUAUUACUUUGACCACUCUUCAGAGAAUGGUUACAAAUCCUGCAAAAAAUGUGAGGCCAGCUGCUUGACGUGCAACGGUCCCGGGUUCAGGAACUGUACCAGCUGCCCUAGUGGAUAUCUCUUAGACUUAGGAAUGUGUCAGAUGGGAGCCAUCUGCAAGGACGGAGAAUAUAUUGACGAGCAUGGUCACUGCCAGACCUGUGAAGCCUCGUGUGCCAAGUGCUGGGGGCCUAACCAGGAAGACUGUACAGGCUGCCCUGUCACAAGGGUUUUUGAUGAUGGCCGCUGUGUUUUGAACUGUCCCUUGGGGAAAUUUGAAUCUAGGCACCAAUGCCAUCCAUGCCACUAUACCUGCCGAGAAUGCCAAGGAAAUGAGUCUGCCAACUGUACCUCCUGUGGAGUAGAUAAAUACAGCCGAGAGCGCUUCCUGUACCAGGGGGAGUGUCUGGAGAGGUGCCCCACAGGCCACUACCCUGCUCAGGGGCAUACCUGCCUGCCCUGUCCAGACCACUGUGAGCUUUGCCACAGUGCACAUGUCUGCAUGCGAUGCUUGGAUGGCUACUUCAUAGUGCCCACCAACCACACCUGCCACAAGUUAGAGUGUGGCCAAGGUGAAGUCCAAGACCCAGACUAUGAAGAAUGUGUGCCGUGUGAAGAAGGAUGUCUGGGAUGCAGCUUGGAUGAUCCAGGAAUGUGCACGUCAUGCGCUACGGGAUAUUACAUGUUUGAAAACCACUGCUAUAAAACCUGCCCUGAGAAGACCUACAGAGAAGAAUCUGAAUGCAAAGCCUGCGAGAGCAACUGUGGCAACUGUGACCAGAAUGAGUGCUACUGGUGUGAAGAGGGCUUCUUUCUUCUGGGUGGCAGUUGCGUGAAGAACUGUGGCCCUGGUUUCUAUGGGGACUCAGAGGUGGCAGAGUGUGAACCCUGUCACCGAGCCUGCGAGACCUGUGCCGGCCACGGCUACGACGAGUGUAGCAGCUGCCGAGAAGGACUGCAGCUGUGGCAUGGGAUGUGUGUGGUCUCCACCCAGACCCAGGUGGACAGCAAAUUCUGGAAUGAACCUGUGCCCACUGCAAGCCCAUCUUUGGUGAAGAGUCUGCUGCAGGAACGACGAAGAUGGAAGUUUCAAAAAAGAGACAGUUUGAAAGAAAACCAGCCUUGUCAUUCUUCUUGUAAAACCUGCAGUGGAGCUCCAACCCUAUGCACUUCAUGUCCAAAAGGUUCCUAUCUGUUGGAUCAGGCCUGCAUCUCCGUCUGUCCCCCGGGGAUGUGGCCCUCAGUGAGGAACGGCAGCUGUGAGGCCUGUUCUGAGGACUGUGCCCUUUGCUCUGAAGUCAGUCUGUGCACAAAGUGCCAGAGUCAGCCAGACCAUCCCCUCUUCCUCCACGAAGGCAGAUGCUACAGCAAGUGUCCUAAGGGCUUCUAUGCAGAAAAUGACACAUGUGAACACUGCAGCUCUUCUUGCAAGACAUGUGAAGGAAAUGCCACCAACUGCCACUCAUGUGCAGAAGGCCUUGUCCUGGAGCAGGGAAUGUGCCAGAAAACGUGCUCCAAGAGGCAUGUGGCCAUGGAGGGGGUGUGCAAGCCAUGUCCGGAGAUGUGUGAGGAUUGCAUCCAUGAGAAAAUAUGCAAAGAGUGCAUGCCUGACACCUUCCUGCAUGAAGGCACGUGCCUUCAGUCCUGUCCCAAGAAGUUCUACAAAGACGCAGGCCACUGUGUCCGCUGCCACCAAGACUGUCUAGAGUGCAGCGGCCCGUCAGCAGAGGACUGCAGCAGCUGUGCUAUGUGGUUGCUGUCGUAUCUCUACCACGGGCGGUGUUUGGCAGCGUGUCCAGCAGGAACUUACCAUGAAAGGUGGACUGAUGACUGCAAAGAUUGCCAUGAGUCCUGCCAGACCUGCUCGAAGGCUGACACCUGCCAGACCUGUCAGAAAGGCCUGACGAUGAACAGCCAUGGGGAGUGCGUGCCUCACAAGGAAUGUACCGUCUCUGAGUACUGGCAUGAGUCUCUGGGGUGCCAGCCCUGUCACUCUAAGUGCUUCCGCUGCAGGGGGCCUGCUGAGGACCAGUGUCACAGCUGCCCGAAGGAGAACCUUCUUCUCAAAACAACCUGUGUGAAGGAAUGCCCUGAGGGCUACUAUAAGGACAGGCUCCAGUGUAUCCCCUGCCACAGUUCUUGUAAGACAUGUGAAGGACGACACAGCAUGCAAUGCCUCUCCUGCCAACCAGGCUGGUUCCAGCUGGGAAAGGAGUGCCUGCCCCAGUGCAGGGAAGGAUAUUACGCAGAAAACUCCACUGGGCGGUGCGAGAGGUGCCACAAGACCUGCAAGACAUGCCGGGGUCCGAGGCCCACAGAUUGCCUGUCCUGUGAUCCAUUUUUCUUCCUGCUCCGCUCCCAGGGAGAGUGUCAUCCCACCUGCCCAGAGCAUUACUAUGCAGACCAAGAAACGCAGGCGUGUGAGAGAUGCCACCCGAUCUGUGACAAAUGCAAAGGAAAAGGAGAAUUGAACUGCCUAUCUUGUGCGUGGAACUACCACCUGAAGGGAGGAAUCUGCUCUUCGGACUGUCAUGCAGGGAAAUACAGAGUGGGAAAGGGGGACAAAUUUAACUGUGAACAAUGCCACAAAAGUUGCACAGAAUGCAAGGGACCUGGUGCCAACAACUGCACUGUGUGCCCUGCCCACCUGUUGCUGCACAUGGAUGAUAGCCGCUGCCUACACUGCUGCAAUUCCUCGGAUCCCAGAGAUACCCAGGAGUGCUGUGACUGCCAAAAAAGGACAGAUGAAUGCUUCCUUCGAGAAAGUGAAACUGGGCCUGCUGCUGAGCAUUUCAAGACAGCUCUGUUCAUCACCUCCUCAGUCAUACUGGCGCUUCUCUUAGGGGCAGCUGUGAUAGUCUGGAGGAAAUCUCGGGGCCGAGCCCCAGUAGCACAGAAGGGUGGCUAUGAAAAGCUGGCUGAUCCUAGCAGGUCUUACUCCUCCUAUAAGAGCAGUCAUCUCCAGAGCACCAGCUUUGAAGAGGCUCAGAUGAUGGAGUACAGAGACCGGGACGAUGAGGAUGAGGAUGACGAGGAUGAUAUUGUCUACAUGGGCCAAGAUGGCACAGUCUACCGGAAAUUUAAGUAUGGGCUGCUGGAUGAUGAUGAAGUUGAGCUAGAAUACGACGAUGAGAGCUAUUCCUACGAGUGAACAGAGGCAACAGAGGCCUCACCCCAGUUCACUCACGGGAUUGUGUGUGAGCAUUAGUUUGGCAUUUAAUCCCCACACACCAGACUGAUAUGGGGGGGGGGUGUUGUAUUAAUCUUUAAACCACCAGUCCAACUAGAGUAUGUGAGAAUACUGAAAUACAUUGUUCUUCUUUUGAAUGACUAAACUCAAUAAAACAUAAUUGUUCAACCAUAAUUGAAGAACAAGGAUAAAAUUCAGAGGGAUUGUCCUCAAAACAGUAUGUUAAGAUACAAAACACAGGAAGUAAAAAACAAGUGAAAUUUGUACAAACUG
Messenger RNA from Talpa occidentalis (Iberian mole), 6433 nucleotides. RefSeq names its product proprotein convertase subtilisin/kexin type 5 (gene PCSK5). The transcript is spliced from 38 exons. Gene Ontology annotation, molecular function: serine-type endopeptidase activity. The record is from RefSeq and is a predicted model, not a curated record. Gene Ontology annotation, cellular component: Golgi membrane; trans-Golgi network. Gene Ontology annotation, biological process: peptide hormone processing. NCBI's taxonomy places the organism in Eukaryota, Metazoa, Chordata, Mammalia, Eulipotyphla, Talpidae. The coding region runs from base 470 to 6121 and encodes 1883 amino acids.